AUGGCCACUCCCAGCACCACCUCCGCUAUCCCCAUGAAGAACAACGUCGCCUACAACAGCGACUCAGACUCCGAUGGCCAGGCCCGAGGUGGUCGCCGCCCUGCCGGCCCGCUCUCCCAGACUCUGCCCCAGCUGCCCACAUCGGGCGGUCUUGCCCAGCCUGCCGGCCAACUUCUAAGGGGCGCCACCGAUGAGCAGGGCAACCAGAAAUCCCCUGCCCUUUUGGUCGGCAUCAAGCUCGACCUGGAGGCCGAGGUUCACUUGACUGCCCGGGUCCGUGGUGACAUCUGCAUCGGUCUGUACUAG
Molecule: messenger RNA, 306 nt
Organism: Anthostomella pinea
Lineage: Eukaryota; Fungi; Ascomycota; Sordariomycetes; Xylariales; Xylariaceae
Source: the annotation of a GenBank genome assembly